AUGAAGAUCCCCAGCCAUCGUUGUCGCUGGGCCACCCUGCCCAGCCCCAACGCGCGUGAGGCAGCCUCCAUGUACGGCACGGCAGUGGCCAUCUUCCUGGUCAUCCUGGUGGCUGCGCUGCAGGGCUCGGCACCCACCGAGAGCCCCUUCCCCUACCGAGUCCCCUUGGACCCCGAGGGAACCCUGGAGCUCUCGUGGAAUGUCAGCUACAGGCAAGAAGUCAUCCACUUUCAGCUCCUGGCCCGGGCGCUCAGGGCCGGGCUCCUGUUUGGGAUGUCGGACCGCGGCCAGCUGGAGAAUGCAGACCUCAUUGUGCUCUGGACCAACGGCAACAGUGCCUAUUUUGCGGAUGCCUGGAGUGACCAGAAGGGGAUAGUCCACCUGGAUGCCCAGCAGGACUACCAGCUGUUGCAGGCACAGAGAACCCCGGAGGGCCUGUCCCUGCUCUUCAAGAGGCCCUUUGCCACCUGUGACCCCAAGGACUACCUCAUCGAGGACGACACCGUCCACUUGGUGUACGGGAUCCUGGAGGAGCCAUUCCAGUCCCUAGAGGCCAUCAACACCUCAGGCCUGCGGACGGGGCUGCAGAGGGUGCAGCUUCUGAAGCCGGAGCUCCCCAUCCCGAACCUGCCCUCAGACAUGCUCAACAUGGAGAUCCGCGUCCCCAACGUCCUGAUCCCUGACAACGAGACCACGUACUGGUGCUACAUGAAAGAGCUCCAGGACCUCCCCCCACACCACAUCGUCAAGUACGAGGCCAUCAUCACCAAGGGCAACGAGGCCCUCGUGCACCACAUGGAGGUCUUCCAGUGCACAGACGAGGUCCACAGCUUCCCCAACUACAGCGGGCCCUGCGACUCCAAAAUGAAGCCGGAACGCCUCAACUACUGCCGCCACGUGCUGGCUGCCUGGGCCCUGGGCGCCAAGCCAUUUUACUACCCAGAGGAAGCUGGUGUCCCUUUUGGGGGUCCCGGGUCCUCCAGAUUUCUCCGCCUGGAAGUUCACUACCACAACCCACGGAAGAUGCAAGGCCUGCGGGACUCCUCGGGCAUCCGCCUAUACUACACGGACAGGCUGCGGCGCUUCGACGCAGGCAUCAUGGAGCUGGGGCUGGUGUACACACCCAUGAUGGCCAUCCCUCCGCAGGAGCGCGCCUUCGUCCUCACUGGCUACUGCACGGACAAGUGCACCCAGGUGGCGCUGUCCCCUCCCGGGAUCCACAUCUUUGCCUCUCAGCUCCACACACACCUGACAGGGAGAAAGGUGGUCACCGUGCUGGCCCGGAACGGCCGGGAGAGGGAGAUCGUGAACAGGGACAAUCAUUAUAGCCCUCACUUCCAGGAGAUCCGCAUGCUGAGGAAGGCUGUGUUGGUCCAGCCGGGAGAUAUGCUCAUCACUUCUUGCACAUACAACACGGAAGAACGGCAGCAGGUCACCGUGGGCGGCUUAGGGAUCCAGGAGGAGAUGUGUGUCAACUACGUGCACUACUAUCCCCGGACAGCGCUGGAGCUCUGCAAGAGCACGGUGGACGCCGGCUACCUGCAGAAGUACUUCCACAUGAUGGACAGGUUCAACGACAAGGAGGUCUGCCCCAGCCCUCAGACUUCUGUCCCAGAGCAGUUCGCCUCCGUCCCAGAGCAGUUCGCCUCUGUCCCCUGGAACUCCUUCAGUAGCAAUGUGCUCGCGGCCCUCUAUGGCUUCGUCCCCAUCUCUAUGCACUGCAACAAGUCCUCAGCCGUCCGCUUUCAGGGGGAGUGGGACCUGCAGCCCCUGCCCAAGGUCAUCUCCACGCUGGAAGAGCCCACCCCGAAGUGCCCCACCACCCGAGGCCAGAGCCCCGCUGGCCCCACCAUGGUCAGCAUUACUGGGGGCAAGAGUUGAGCAGGGCCUGUUCCUGCCCUCCCCCCUGCCAUUCCUGUAGCUCAUACCAGCUCUGUGCACCCCUGCUCUAUGAACCACAUGGAACAGCUCUGUGUGCCCAGGAUGAGGGGGCAACCAAGCACUCUCCCCAGGCCAUGGUGCCUGCAGCCUCCCCCACUCAGAGUCCCUGCAUGGCUGAGAGGUCCCCUUGAGGUCUCCCUGGGGACCAGCCCCAUACGCACCCUAUUGACUCCGUGAGGACAAACCACCGAGGUGGUCCGGGAUCCAGUGCCCUCAAGCCCUGCGCCAUCUCAAUGGACACAGACUCACCCCACAGGGCCUCGAGCCACCCUGCUGGUCCCGGUGGAGAUUUUUGUCAGUGGCGUGCAUGCUACACAAGUGUCCCCGCCGAGCAGCUCGUGUUUGACGGUGGGUGGCUUCCCUGCCCACGGAGGCAGGACACGGCAUUUAGCUAGUUAGAGACUUGCCUGUGGAAAUUGCUCCAUUGCAGAGUAAAUAGAUAUUUCCACCCACCUAAAGGGAAACCCUAACAACAACUAUCACCAUCACCAAAGCCCAGACGGUGGCGAAGACCCAGGCUCGGCUCCCGGGCACGGGCUGCAAGGAAAAGGGAACUGCUGGCCUCCGGUGGCUACUCCUGGUGGUGGGACAUGACCUGAAUAGACCCAAUUUUCAAUUCAACCUCCAUUAAAAGCCUAGUUCGGCCAUUUAGUGAAGGUGUGACUUAGGCAGGCCGUUGUGCCUGCCUGACCCUCACUUUUCUCGUCUGUGAAAUGAGCUAAUGUAACAAUAAAGUGCAGCUAGCCCCCUCAGGGUGCGGAGAGGUUCACGGUCAGAGGCCGUUGCUCCAGAGGAGAGUACCUUGCCCUGAGCCUCCUCCCUGUGCCAGGGGUGUUGCCAAGUGCUCUAGCCGAGGUGUGGCUGAAGCCAGCCUCCUGCUGGUCUGGGUCUCUGUCCCCUCCGUCCUCUCGGGGCUGCCUUCUGAUGGAGGAUGUUUUCUGGGGGAGUAAUAUAUUUUGCUCCAUUCAGUCAGUUCAGCAAAAGACUGAAUAGCUUCUUGGGGAAAGAG
Messenger RNA from Nycticebus coucang (slow loris), 2950 nucleotides. It is a transcript of the gene DBH, whose product is annotated as dopamine beta-hydroxylase. Gene Ontology annotation, biological process: norepinephrine biosynthetic process; octopamine biosynthetic process; dopamine catabolic process. Gene Ontology annotation, cellular component: secretory granule membrane. NCBI's taxonomy places the organism in Eukaryota, Metazoa, Chordata, Mammalia, Primates, Lorisidae. Bases 1 to 1881 code for a protein of 626 amino acids. The record is from RefSeq and is a predicted model, not a curated record. Gene Ontology annotation, molecular function: copper ion binding; dopamine beta-monooxygenase activity. The transcript is spliced from 12 exons.